AGUUAAUUUUUAGUUGAGAGGAUUUAAUUUUUUAAUUAUUAUAUUUUGUUAACUAAUAAAAAUAAAAAUUGUGAUUUCUAAGAAACAAAGUGGUGGUUUUCAAUGAACGACGCUUUUAAAGUCAUUGCAACUUGACGGAUAUUUUUUUUUUUAACAAAACUUUGAUGUAAAACAAUAAUUAAAUGAUUUUUUUAAUUAACUUUUUAUUUGAUCGGCCAAAUUUAUUUUUAUACAUAUUUUGUUGACAAAUUAUUUAUACCGAGAAUAAAUCGAGUAACUGAUGACUCUACGGAGGUAUCGUCAUUAAACAUUCCGAAGAGUAUAAUUUAAUUACCGAAAAAACGAACGAGUGAGGGCGAGCAAUCAUGGCAGUAGGAGUUUUUCCAGCAUUUAAAUUAGGAGUUUUGUUUUUGAAACAAAUAAGUAAACCAAUAGCAAAACUUCUUGUUUCACAAGCUAAAAAUCAUCCAGUAUUUAGGACAUAUUUUAUUAUUCCACCAGCUCAAU
This is a messenger RNA of Cotesia glomerata, 507 nucleotides long. RefSeq names its product optic atrophy 3 protein homolog. The record is from RefSeq and is a predicted model, not a curated record. Gene Ontology annotation, cellular component: mitochondrion. Lineage: Eukaryota; Metazoa; Arthropoda; Insecta; Hymenoptera; Braconidae. Gene Ontology annotation, biological process: regulation of lipid metabolic process.